Molecule: messenger RNA, 1098 nt
Organism: Stylonychia lemnae
Lineage: Eukaryota; Ciliophora; Spirotrichea; Sporadotrichida; Oxytrichidae
Source: the annotation of a GenBank genome assembly
AUGGAACACUUGGUGCAAUUGAAAAUCAAGGAUACUGCAGAUAGAUACAGAAUUUUGAAAAAAAUUGGAGCUGGCGGCUAGGCAGUUGUUUAUUUAGCUUAGGAUUUCGAACACCCUUAACAAUAACUCGUAGCUCUAAAGUAACAAGAAUUAGAGGAAAUGCUAGGAAAGAUAAAAACAACAAUCAUCAAAUAGCAUUAAUGCACGAACUGCUUAUUGUGUAAUCACUGCAAUCAUUGUCAGAAAUGCCAAAAUUGCUAGCAUAAACCUCUACCACAUGAUUAAAAAAAACAAAUUGAAUCAGAAAACCUGGCUAAAGAAGAAUUAUCUAAGGAGCUCCUUAGACUACUUAGAGAAAUCUCAUCAAUUCAGCUCAAACAUCUGAAUAUCGUUGAGAUUUACGACUCAUAUCUCUCUACUGAUAACAAAUUUAUAUCAAUAAGUGAAUUGGCUCAACAAGAUCUUAAAGCUUUCGUAGAAUAACGAUAAAAAAAGUUGACUACACAGGAGAUAUCAAUGAUAUUUCUUCAAAUAGUGAAUGGUCUUGAGUAUAUUCAUGAUUAAAACUUCAUACACAGAGAUAUCUCUCCAUAAAAUAUCCUUGUUUUCCAGGACUCAAUUAUCAAAAUUUGCGAUUUCGGAUUCGCAUCUUAUGGUGAUUAAACUAGCUCAUCUGUAGGAAAAUAAGAAUAUAUUGCACCUGAAGUCCUACCUGGAAAUUAAAAUUAUAACAAAUCGAUAGAUAUAUGGUCACUCGGAGUAACACUCUAUUACCUUUGUACUGGAUCAACACUAUGCGAUAGAGGACUCAUCAAUGUUGUUGCUAGAGGAUAGAAUCAUAUUGACCUGCCACUUGAGCAUAAAAUAUUCCAACCUAUGUUUGAUUAAAUGCUAUAAUUAAAACCUUAAAACAGACCUUCAGCUUCCAAAAUCAAAGAAGACUUAAUGAAUAUUAUAGAUGAAGGUAGCCCAAUUUACUAAAACUAUCAAUCAUCGCUUUUGACCCAUUUGAUGAAUUAACACAAAAAUAAGCUUUAAAAAUAAGAAGAAGACUUUGAAAAAUAAAUUCUAGCUUUUGGUAAGAUAAUAUUUGAAUGA